CAACAUGCCCAAGCAGCUUUGGGUGCUCCCCCUGUUCUCAGUUGACCCCCACAGCCCCCCAUCCUGGCUCUAAGCAGCUCCAUUGCACCCCAUUGGGGGGGAACACAUAACAGGGCAUACUGGGGCAGUGAGAAGGGGGAAGCUGCCUUCAAGGGUGCCCAAAUUGAAAGCAAAGCCUAAGGAUGCUGCAAGGAGUAGAGGGGCAGCAUUAGGAGCUCAGCCCUAAGCCUAAAAGAAGAGAGGGAAGGGAGGAGCCCGGCCCGAGGUGGGAACCGCAGGCACGUCCCGAUCCGCCGUUACAGCCGCCUAUUGCCCAACGUGGCCCCGGAGGGCUGAACCAGGGCUGGGCGCUGCUGGGCGAGGCUCACACCGCCCUCAAUUGCUGCACAGCACUGAGCACCGCAUAGCGAGCACCGCACCGAGCCCUGAACCCCAGCCAUGUCCAAGGUUUCCCCCACCGAGACCGAGCGCUGCAUCGAGUCGCUGCUGGCCGUCUUUCAGAGGUACGCAGGGCGUGAAGGAGACAACCUCAAGCUUUCCAAGAAGGAAUUCCUGGCUUUCAUGAACACCGAGCUGGCUUCUUUCACAAAGAAUCAGAAGGACCCUGGUGUUGUGGACAGGAUGAUGAAGAGGCUUGAUCUCAACAGCGAUGGGCAGCUGGACUUCCAGGAGUUCCUGAAUCUCAUAGGAGGCAUUGCAGUGGCCUGCCAUGAGGCACUGCUCAUUCAACCUCCUCGCCCCUAAUCCAAGCAGCCUCAUCUCACCCCCACUGUGAACAUUCCUCAACCAUAAACCCUAGCAAAUAUGGAAACAAUAUCACAACAUCCCUAACUCCUUGUUUUUAUGAAUAAAGGUUUAAAAUCCUAUCA
Molecule: messenger RNA, 869 nt
Organism: Coturnix japonica (Japanese quail)
Lineage: Eukaryota; Metazoa; Chordata; Aves; Galliformes; Phasianidae
Source: RefSeq, a predicted model, not a curated record